AUGCCGUCAGGGGAACUGCCGGUUGAUGGGCAGUCCCUCGGCCCGUUAACGCCAUCUCUUCGCAGCGGUCUUCUAGCCAUCACAGUGCUGGCGUGCAUUUCCUUCUUCUCCGCAGCUACUCUCUUCAUUUACUUGACAUACAAGAUUGUCGCCUGGCAGCUCUUUGUCCGACGGGAAAACGAAAAGCGAGCCCAUCAUGAAGCAUCUUCUUCCCAGCAUGCUGUUGAUUUCACGCUGGGCAUCGACGGUGUCUUUGCCUCCCGCCCGAGCGAGUCCAAGGAUGCUUCCGUCAAGGGCGAAGGAAAUUUUCCACAGCAAGACCCGAGCCCGCCUAUCCGACCGAUGAAGGGCUCACCCAACCAGUUUCUUAUUCUCAUCUACAAUCUUCUCGUUGCCGAUUUGCAUCAAUCGAUUGCCUUUGCCCUCAACUCGACAUGGAUUAACCGAAAUGCCAUCCUGGUGGAUACGAGAACGUGCUGGGCACAGGGCUUCUUUGUCUCAACAGGAGAUUUGUCCUCGAGCAUGUUUAUCACGCUCAUUGCGGUGCAUACUUUCCUUUCCGUGGUCAAGGGCUAUAGGCCGUCGCAGAGGACGUUGUACACGUCUAUUGGCCUUGUAUGGCUAUUUGUGUAUUUCAUCUCGACGUUGCCAAUUGCCAUUACGAACAACGGCCGCGAGCAUGGCGGCUUCUUUGUUCGAGCUGGUGCCUGGUGCUGGAUGAACCGCGAGUAUGAGAAUCUCCGUCUCUUUACCCACUAUCUUUGGAUCUUUCUGGCCCUCGGUAUCACCUCUGGCCUCUACGUUGCAAUCUACUACUCUCUUCGCCAGCAAUCCCUUCGUCGCCGAGCUGCCAAUCCAGAUGGCAGUUCAGAUCUUGGCUGGUCCGGUGAACACAACCCAGCAUUCCUCAUCUAUCCAAUCAUCUAUGUCUCUUGUACGCUGCCGCUGGCUACGGAGCGUGUGGCAUCCAUGUCUGGCGCUAAUAUUCCACUGGGGCUCUUCUGCUUUGCGGGAGCGCUCAUCUCUCUCAACGGCUUCUUCGACUGCAUCUUGUUUGGCACAACUCGACACUCCAUCAUCUUUGCCUCUAAAUACGACUUGGAUGCGGUAGAUACGGGUGUGAAAACAAUUGCCUUCCUACAAACACCAAAGACUCGGCGUUACGGCAACAUGGUGUGGAUUCAGGGUGGUGAGGGUUCGAGACGAAGCAUGGAACCCAAGACUACUGGAGGUUGGUGGUCAUGGCAGCGCCUGGCCGGACACUCCAGCAGCAUGAGACAGGAGAAGCGGAGACGACCGCGAGGAUCCAGCCAGGAGUCAUUGCGUGGCCCUGGCAUCCAGAUGGAUCUGGUUACGACUGUUGUGGUGGAGGUGGAAGAUGACAAGGAGCGAGAUAUUCGAUUCCCUGACCCGACCGCGAGCGCUAGUCCCUCGGUCAACAGCACAGAAAGGGACGCAAUCAGCGCAAGAGCCAUCUGA
Trichoderma virens Gv29-8 is the source of this 1479-nucleotide messenger RNA. Its product is annotated as putative G-protein coupled receptor protein. The record is from RefSeq and is a predicted model, not a curated record. The transcript has 3 exons. NCBI's taxonomy places the organism in Eukaryota, Fungi, Ascomycota, Sordariomycetes, Hypocreales, Hypocreaceae. Gene Ontology annotation, molecular function: G protein-coupled receptor activity. Gene Ontology annotation, biological process: adenylate cyclase-activating G protein-coupled receptor signaling pathway. Bases 1 to 1479 code for a protein of 492 amino acids. Gene Ontology annotation, cellular component: plasma membrane.